AUGGCCAGUCACAGGCAUAACCCUUCUCUACCUGGGAGCAUCGGCUACCAUCAUAAUCAGUGCCGUAACUCUGGUACCCUACCGUCUGCUUCUCAGUUCUCACCGACCGACCUUAUCCCUUCCUGGCUGCAGCACGUGCAGGCAAGCGACGUGUACAAUGAUACAUCACGGGAAAUCUUCCGGCAAGCAAGCCCUGGCCCUGAGAAAACUUUCUGGCAUCCCAACGGCAUUCCGACUGUUCAUAUCCAAUCCAAAUACAACGCCGGGAGGUACCAGGCAUCAGAUGUCUUUAUCCAAGAUACCCCAUCACCACCAUCUUUGACUGGCCAGACAAGUCGCCAUCUUGUUCACGAGCCUUAUCUGAACGACGACUAUGACAAAGUCGUACACAACAGAAAGGGGCAUUCCACUCCCAAAGCCCACGUCUCGAUGCCGUCGGGAGUCUCGCUUGCAGAUCAUAGCAUCUUCGAGAAGCAAGCCAGACGAAAGACUCGAAAAGAUCGCUACAACACAGUUAAAAUAAAAGAUGCGAGAAGAGGGAAGCAACAGGCAAAGAGGUCGUCUACUCGCGUAUCAAAAAAUGGGAGGUUACGAUCGAGCCGAGAGAUAAUGGCCAACUUCACGUCUAGCGCAAUCACACAUCCAAACGAAAGAAUCACGCUAAAGCCCAGUUUCACGCCCGGAUUAUUUGUCAACGGCCGAAGCUCUGUGCCUCAAACCGACCUUGUAUUUAACGACAUACCCCCGCCUGACCAAGGCCACACUCCAAUCGAUAAUGAACAAUGGGCAAAACCAAUAGCGAGGAAGUCAGAAAGAGAAGAAGACGACGCGCCUUCAGACUCCCCCGAUACCCGCAACAGCAGAGCCACUUCUGUAACUUCGUCAAGCUAUUUCCAGCCUAUCCGGCGACCGAUCACUACUGAUAUCAUCAAUGGUGACGCCGUUACUGGGAGGGCCAACACUAUAGGGUGCCAUAGAGAUAAUAGCAGCAACGGUGCCAAAGACUGCGAUGGGGACAACAACAGACCCCCAUCACAACGAGGCAGCUUUACCCUGCAUAUUCGUCCCAUUUACAGCUUUUCUCCAACCACCGCUCCCCAUCGCUCCGAUCUAGAUAUGUUGAAUACGCCGCUUUCUUCGGACGGUAAUUCGAUACAGGAGGCUCAGAGGGAAUCCGCUGCAAGACAUCAAGAGCGGAACACCGAGGAAAAUGGCGACGACCGCGACCUAUGUGACGGCAACCAAGUUAAGGCUACCAAGUACAGAGACAUAGGAGUUAUGGUAAGCCCCCGAAUACACCAGCGGACUGAGAAUCACAACUCGAGUGACGAGGAUAAUGGCGACCAUCGGCUUUGGACAGACGAAGGUGAUUGUUCCAACUCAAGAACGGAACCACGCCUACCCAAUACCUUUCCACAAAUGCUACCUCACAAAGGAAACCAGCAAGACCAGCUGUCUCAAUUAAACAACUCAAGAAUAUGCACCGCGAGUGUAGCGAGUCAGAUACACGGGUACCCCACAUAUCUACCACAUGUUUCUGAAAGGCUAAACCUCAAAGCAGAAGUCGGCGAUAUUCACUGUCCUCGAACUGAUUCUUUUCCAGCUUGGGUUUAUGGUCCGGACAGUACCAAAUAUCCCUCCCUUCUAUUUACAAACAAUGGUUCGUUGUCUAUCGAUGAUUCGGAAUCGUUGAAGACGAUACAUACAGAGUUAAGAGAUGCAUGCAAUAUCGACCCACCCGCGCGGCUCACCAGCUCCGACUAUGCUUGUCAGCUAUCCAAGGAGGUUUGUCAAGACGCAAAUACCCUAUGCUCGGAUACGCUGCAUGUGAUUGAUGAUAUACCUGGUGAAUCCCUCUUGGAAUACAUCGAAAGAAAGGAGCGUGAGUUACUAGGUACUGACGAGCUCCCCACCUCGUAUGUGGACAAUUCUUUGCUCUCAGCUCAAGACGCGUGCCAUAGUCAAACUUCGAGAGUGUCACAUACGGACGUCAUCAAUGAGGCAAGAUGCUCAUCUCCAAGAAAAGUAGUGCAACAACCAGUCCAUGAAGAAGGUUACUCGCCUUUUCACCAAUAUCAACGGCUUCCAAGUCCAGGAGAGGUCCUCAAUCGUGAAAUAGAAUCAGAGCUCACAUCAUUCUGGCAACCAAACCAUAUGAUCUGGUAUUAA
Trichoderma harzianum CBS 226.95 is the source of this 2169-nucleotide messenger RNA. RefSeq lists its product as hypothetical. Bases 1 to 2169 code for a protein of 722 amino acids. The record is from RefSeq and is a predicted model, not a curated record. The transcript is spliced from 4 exons. NCBI's taxonomy places the organism in Eukaryota, Fungi, Ascomycota, Sordariomycetes, Hypocreales, Hypocreaceae.